Messenger RNA from Pelobates fuscus (common spadefoot toad), 4204 nucleotides. It is a transcript of the gene RBM12, whose product is annotated as RNA binding motif protein 12. NCBI's taxonomy places the organism in Eukaryota, Metazoa, Chordata, Amphibia, Anura, Pelobatidae. The record is from RefSeq and is a predicted model, not a curated record. The transcript is spliced from 3 exons. The coding region runs from base 110 to 2737 and encodes 875 amino acids. Gene Ontology annotation, molecular function: RNA binding.
AGAACAUCUUAUUACUUCAGCUGUCUAUUGCUGCUGCAUUCCUGUGUAUUUGAUCUAGCAGUGCUUCUGGAAGAACUUGGGAGACUGGUGUGUGUUGUUUCAACGCAGCAUGGCUGUGGUCAUCCGUUUGCAAGGUCUGCCAAUUGUGGCGGGGACCAUGGACAUUCGCCACUUCUUCUCUGGAUUGACCAUUCCUGAUGGUGGUGUGCAUAUUGUAGGGGGUGAGCUGGGUGAGGCUUUCAUCGUUUUUGCUACUGAUGAAGAUGCACGGCUUGGUAUGAUGCGCACAGGUGGUACAAUCAAAGGGUCAAAGGUGUCCUUAUUGUUGAGCAGUAAAACUGAAAUGCAAAAUAUGAUAGAGCUCAGUCGCAGGCGAUUUGAAACGGCAAAUGUCGAUAUGCCACCUGCAAACUCUAACCGGUCUGGACCUCCUCCUAGUUCUGGGAUGGCCAGUAGUUCUGUGAUGACCAGAGUAAAUUUGCCAACAACGGCACCAAAUUUUAGUAGCCCUCCUACAAGCACAGUUUCUACUGUUACUUCUGUUCCUGAAAGUAAUAAGAAUGUCCCAACACUUACAACUGCCAGUGUUGGGAAUGCACCACCAAACCUAGGUGCAGGCUUUUGUAACCCAACAUUUGCUUCUACUAUGCCUAGUAGCACCACCCCUCUACCUACAGUACCACCACCACCUAUUCCUCCUAUGCCUACAAUGCCAGCUUUGCCACCCAUGCCUUCCAUUCCCCCAAUGCCUGUUCUUCCCCCUGUACCAACAUUACCCCCAGUUCCUCCUAUACCUCCAGUUCCUCCAGUGCCACCUAUGGCCCCACUUCCUCCAAUAUCUUCGAUGCCACCCUUAAAUCCACCACCUGUGGGGCCAUUGCCUGCUGGAUUGAAUGGUGCUGGUUCUGCUAUGAAUAAUAGUAUGAACCCAAUGUUUCUUGGUCCUGUAAAUACUAUGCAGUUAAAUUCUCCAAAUACAAUGAAACCACCACCAAUUAAUCAUGAUGAUCCAUAUGUUUGUCUACAUGGCUUGCCACUUCCGAUAUCUGAAAAUGAUGUAAAGGAUUUUUUUCAUGGGUUGAGAGUAGAUGGUGUAAUAAUUUUAAAAGACCCCAUGGGACGUCCCAAUGGUAGCGCUCUGGUGAAGCUUCUUACUCCCCAUGAUACAUUCGAAGCCCUGAAACGGAAUAGAAUGCUAAUGGGACAGCGUUUUGUUGAAGUCAGUCCUGCAACGGAGAGGCAAUGGGUAGUUUCUGGUGGUCAUAUAGUAAAACAUAAUAUAAUGCAUCAUGGACCUCCCCAUUUAAUGCAGCAGUCAAUGCCCAGAUCCAAAUCUCCCAGUGCACACCAGCGUUCGAGGUCCAGAUCCCCUCAUGAACAUGGCUUCUGUGUUUAUUUAAAAGGUUUGCCAUAUGAAGCAGAAAACAAACAUAUCAUUGAUUUCUUUAAAAAAUUAGACAUUGUUGAGGAUAGCAUAUAUAUAGCCUAUGGACCCAAUGGAAAAGCGACAGGUGAAGGUUUUCUGGAAUUUAGAAAUGAGGCAGAUUAUAAAACUGCAUUGUGUCGUCAUAAGCAGUACAUGGGAAGUCGAUUUAUUCAAGUUCAUCCUAUAUCUAAAAAGGGAAUGCUUGAAAAAGUAGAUCUGAUACGUAAAAAACUGCAGAGCUUUAACUAUCUUGACCACAAAGAUGGUUCUCUGGAUGUUGAUUUAGAAAAACAUAUGCCCAGACUGUGGUGCCAUCUGUCAAAUUUACCUUACAAUAUCUCAAGGAAAGAUGUUCUUCAGUUUUUCCUUUUGGAAGGUAUAGUGGUUGAGGAGAAUAGUGUACAGGUUCUGACCGAUAACAAUGGGCAAGGAUUAGGGCAAGCCCUUGUUCAGUUCAGAAGUGAGGAUGAUGCCCAUAAAUCUGAGCGCCUUCACCGUAAGAAGCUGAAUGGACGAGAUGCAUUCUUGCAUCUAAUUAAUGCUGAGGAGAGGCAGGAGAUUGAAAACAACCCUCCACUGCAAGGUAGAAAAGGGUAUAAAAUGCAGAAUUAUUCUAACCCCCCAUCAGGAGGGAUCUGUUCUGGUGGAGAUGAAUUUGCUUUUGCAAGUAAUUUAAAAGAAAAUAACAGUGGUCCAAAUUUUAACUUCCCAGGAAACUUUACUGGUCCAUCUAAUACGUUUGGUCCUCCUGUUCCACCACCUGUUAUAGGAGGCAAUUUUGUAGAUCAGAGGCCACCACCUCCAACGGUCUCGACAAAUGUGACAAAUGCUUCAAUGGAUCCCCAAAGUUUUGGAAGCGGUCCAAAUAAUUUUAGUGGACCACCUUCUGCUUUUGGAAAUGCGCCGCCACCUUUUGGCAGUGCUCCUUCGAAUACAAAUGUUCCGCCUAACUUUAAUGCUGCCCCUCCAAGCAUAGGUAGUGGUCCUGGGUUAAAUGCUCCUCCAGGUUUUGGUCCAGGAAAUAUGCAAAUGAGUGGUCCCCCAGGCUUUGGGUCUGGGUCUGGAAAACCUGGGCCAACUGUUAUUAGAGUGCAGAAUAUGCCCUUUACAGUUUCAGUAGAUGAGAUACUGGAUUUCUUUUAUGGCUAUCAGCUGAUCCCUGGGUCUUUGUGUUUAAAAUAUAGUGAAAAGGGCAUGCCAACAGGAGAAGCCAUGGUUGCUUUUGAAUCCCGAGAUGAAGCCAUGGCAGCAGUAGUUGAUUUAAAUGACAGACCCAUUGGCUCAAGAAAAGUAAAACUUGUUUUAGGAUAAAAGUCUGCACUCUGUAGCAUUAGGCUAGCUUUGUACUGACAUCAAUAAACAUACUGUCUAGUUUACAUGAGUAGGCUGCUUAAAUGUGAAAUAGGUUUUUUUACAUUAAAAUGUAAUGGCAUUGGAUGACUGUUUACGAGAUCUGUCUUAGCAAGAAAUCAGUACAGUUGAUUUUUCUUUUGAAACAACUAGUUUAAGUACGCCUGAUUAGUUUAAAAUCCAACAAUCCUUUGAGUGCCAAAGGGUUGAUCAAUAAAGGAAUGUGUUGCUCACCCAUUGACACUAAAAGGGUUAAUGCUAAUCAGGUUUUCAGCUUUUGGGUGUAGAUUUCUAAAAGGGCACAGAUUCGCCCCAUUUCUUUGUUUGCUGUACAGUUUUUGGAACAAAACUUGUUACAUUUGAAAUGGAUGUUAAUGCUUUCUACUAAGAUUCUGUGUUUGCGAAUAUGGUGAAUGGGAUUGAUAAUUUGGUUUCCUAGUUUAUGGUUUUUUUUUUCCCUCUUACCCUCUCAAACAUUCAUGCAUUGUAUCUGGUCUCAUGUUGAAAUAAUGUCUCUAGAAAUAAUGCAUUCAGAAUUAGGAUUGUAUGAGUAAUCAUGUUUUUUGAUAUGACUAUUUUGAAGUAUUUAUUUUGACAACUUGAUGUGUAGAAUAAGGGUUUUGCUGCCUGAUUUUAACAUGUGUAGUGUCCCAUAAUUCAAACCAUUGAUACUUAAAAGGCACUUGUAAUUUGUUCCCUUUUUAAUUUGUACUCUGUAUAUAUCUUUUUGUUCAAACUUAUUUCUGCAUGGUUGUUUCAUUCUUUUACAAGUGUUUAUUAGAACUAGAGUUGUGCGUUUUAAAAAAUAAAUAGAAAAAAAAUCCACAUGAUUUUCUCUUUAUAUCCUAAUGAUUUGUCUUGUUCCAGAUAUGACGUAUGACCAAAUUCAUUAAUACAUUUUUAUGGUAAUUGCUUCAAUAGAAAUUUUUAAUUUACCAUUAAGAAAAUCAGACAUACGUUAUCACUGUAACCCUUCGAGUGGGCUAAUUUGCCAGUUGAAACAUAGCAACUAUGUUUUUAUUUAUACAUCUUCCCCUCCACCCCCCACUCCCCUCAUUUUUUUUUGUCUCCUAUUCAGAACAGUACUACAUUUAAAUUGAAAGUGCCUUUUAAUGUACCUUGUUUCAAACACUAAGUUAGUAAUUUUUGCAUGUGGCAAAACAUUUAUUCAAACUGGACUGGCAAAAUGAAUUACACACAAUUGUAUAUUCUUGGGAUUUCACUGUGCAAGGUGAAACGUUUUGCAUUUUGAGAAAAUUGUACAAAGUUGAAUGAAGAGCUGGUUUCAUUGCUGAUCCUUUUUUGUAACUCUUAUGUUUUAAACUGGGUUUCUUCAAGCUUUUGAAAAAUGAUUGUAUAUACUGUUCACUGAUGCUUGAUGUUAAUAAACUGAACUUGUGUCUAGAGAUGUACACAUUUACCUUUUAA